AUGGUCACGCCAGACGCAGACUCGUUUCGCUGCAUCAGUAAAGCCAUCAAAGACUUCCUGGAAGUGCCGUGGCCUCAGGGCCGCAAGAACACGUCAUGGUUCCUGAAGGCAACAGAGUGCCGUUCGCGCCUGGCCAGCCUAUGGGAAGCCAUGCGUCAAGAGAUCGACCGGAACGAGCAAGUAGCAGGACACCCUUCACCCGAUAGACUUCUUGCGAAGAUACAAUUCGAUAGCGCUCCGAGUCACAUUGUGCGUGUAGAGCAGGAACGGCAAGAAUGCGAGCUACGCACCGCUGCGGAUGCUGCUGCUGCAACCGCUAGACGCACAGCGGAUCCGGGGACAGUAACAGCUUUAUCGUCCGAUAGGGACGAGGUGAGACCUGUUCGACGCAAGCUCACGAAGGCGAAAGCCGCUCGGCUUGCACACAAUCUCAGCGACAAAACCAACGAACUUGCCAUCGGCGCUGCCACGACAGAAAACUCGCCCACCCCAAGCCUUCCGCCCAUACCAGUAAAGCACGAAACUCUCGGCCUCUUCAACAAGAUGUUCCCGGACGGCGACGCAGAGACAAAAUCUGACGUACGCUGGGAUGUCUUUGUUCAGGCUAUGGCAGAUGCUGGCUUUGUCGCUACUGAUGCCUCGGGGUCCGCUGUUAACUUUUCGAGCGAUGGGCAGGGUCGUAUUGUGUUUCAUAGGCCGCAUCCAGAUCCGGUGAUUGAUCUGGUCAUGCUUCAUACUAUGGGGAGACGACUUAGCAAGUCGUUUGGAUGGUGCGCUGGGCGGUUUGUGCUGAGGGGUAAGAAUGAGAUUACAACAGUAACAGCAGUAACAGCAAAGUCCUGCAUCAUGGACAACCAAGCUGGACCCGUGGAACACCUGAGCAUCAAGGCUUUGAGGAACUCCAAAUUGAUAGAGUAUGUGGACGGCCUUGGGACUCACUUGGAGCCCGAUCAACGCAUUGUCUGUGCGCCUCCUUUAGACUUCCACGAGCAUUGCGACAUUUGCUCAAGUCAUUAUCGUCCUUUGGAGUGGCAAUCGGAUACCACUAGGGCAUAUGCAGGCAUAUUGAGCGAUGACACAGCUCGAGCCUUGAUCGAAGCACACCUGGCAGAUGUCGAGUCGUCCCGGAACCAUUUACAAGGAAUGCUACAGUCCUAUGGCGACAUCAUUUCGCGUCGUUGGGAGAAGAAAAGUCAAGAUUACAGAAAGCAGAAAGUCCGCCAUGCUCUUUCUUCAGCAUUUGCAGAAUCCUCGAGCACUACGAUAAUAUCUGACUACAGCGACGACUUGGAUGCAUUCCGGGGUACACGCUGGGCCUCGCUCUGGAGAUCAUCGGCUAGGGGUGAUCGCUGGCCUCUCAUGGAGUGGCUGAACAUUGGUGACUUUUGCAAAGACAAGACGAUGCUGCUCUCGCUGCUGCACGUAAGAACUGCCCACCACAACUCAUCCUGGAUCGUCAACGACACUCGAGCGACGGCUCAGACCUUUCGCUACUCACGGUUUCCGACACUGUUCAAUGGUAGAACUGUCAAAAUGUGCGGCGACGACAUAGGCGAGCUUCUCAACGACUGGGACCAGAAUCUUAUGCACAGCUUCGCACGUAUGGGCUUUCCGCGUGCUCUUAUGACUUUGCAAACUCAGCAACGUCUCAUGGUUGUACUAUGCCUCCUAGUCGACAGCCUUGUCGACGGAGCAAUUGCGAAUGGGAAUACACGAUGGCAGGUCUUGGUCAACAAUGGUCUUCAUCCUGCCAGCCAGGAUGGACCUUGGAGCUCAUACACGAAUCCUACUUUCGCCGCCCCAUUGUUGUUCGACCCUGAGAGGAUGUUGCGAGAAGCCGUCGCUAGACGCGAGCAUGUGCUUGAUGAACUCUGGCUAAUGCAGACGGAUCCACCAUAUAUGCACCUCGUGGUCUCAUCGCGCAAGAAGCACUUCAAGUCGCUCAAGCAGGAUGUCAGUAACGAGGCUCUCUGGAGUAGAGUCGCACUGACAAUGACGGCUGAGCUUUGUAGCCGCGUGACGGAGUGGGCGGAAGUGAUCCACGGGCUUGAAAAAGUCAACGAAACAUUCCAGUCUGGCAACAUCACGAUCGGAGCCGCAGUAGAAUCAACGGUGGAGCAGGCACUGUACAAUCUCGGAGACAUCCUUCACGCUCGACUAGGAUCACAGACCCGGACAUUCUACUCGAUGCUGCCAUCGUCGGCCCAACUUAGAGCAAGCUUUUGGUUCUUUGAAGCGAAUGGGGUCUUGAGGCAUCGCGCCAGGAUCGCUCCGCCCAGCACACAGAAAGGUACGAAACUAUUGGAGCUGGUCGAGCUUCUGAACAACGCCAUGAAAGAUACGACCGCUGUGAGAGCUAGGCCGGUCUUUCGUUUGCUCGAGCACGAGCUUCAGCAGCAGAACAUGCUGGACGCAAGACUCUAUGAACAGCUAUCAGAUAUGAUCUUGACUGCUGAGCUAUUUGUGGCUCGGCGGUGGUCUCAGCAUGGGCAGCCAGCACCCCGGAUAUCGAUCGUGACAGAUGAGCCCGGGCAAGAAAGUGGCGAAAGACAACGUCAGCAGAGCGCGGGAGGUGAAUUCCAUACCACUGGGCUGGUUGGAUUCUGCCCCCAAGCAAAGCGUCGUUUGUCGUCAGCUUUCAAAGGGUUCCACGCGACACCUUGGCCGAGAGGGACUCGCGACCUUAUCUGGCUUCAAAAGGCCGAAAAGUGUCGCGUGAGACUGCGGGAACUAUGGGAUGUAGUUCGUGAAGAGACCAUCGAGGUUUGGCAAGGCUUAGGUCCGUUUGAUCUUGUGGAAGCAAUCACGGCGGCUUUCUCAUUCGACAAGGAAAUGCGGCAUCUUGAGUCACUGGAAGUCGAACGCCAGAAGUGCAAGGCGACCAACGAUGAGAGGAAAGCAGCUGCCGCUACCGCAGCAACAACGGACCAGGGACCAAUUCAAUGGAAUUGGGGCUCAUCAGAGGGGAUCCGACCAAAGCAGCGAAAGCAGACCAAAGCCAGAGUCGUCAGAAACUCUGUUGCCGACCUCUCCGAUGGCUUGGACAAUCCCAACCUCGAUGGAGCCAUCGAAGGUGCCCAUGAAAAGCCUACAAAGUCGCUGCCUGUCAUCUAUGUCAAGCAGGAGACGCUAAACAUGUUCAAUCGAAUGUACGCCCACGAUGAUGCCCCCACAAAAGCUAAGAACGUCCGAUGGUCGACCUUCGUACAAGCCAUGGCAGAGGCUGGACUUUUAGCCGCAGACGCAUCUGGCUCUGCAGUAAGUUUCGAGAGCGUCGAUGGCGGAGGCAGAAUCGUCUUCCACAAGCCGCAUCCAGAUUCGACAAUCGAUCCGAUCAUGUUACGGGCAAUGGGCAAGCGCUUGCGCAAGUGGUUCGGCUGGGAUGCUAACAGAUUCGCGCUGAGAGACAAGUAG
Fulvia fulva is the source of this 3414-nucleotide messenger RNA. RefSeq lists its product as uncharacterized. The transcript has 2 exons. NCBI's taxonomy places the organism in Eukaryota, Fungi, Ascomycota, Dothideomycetes, Mycosphaerellales, Mycosphaerellaceae. The record is from RefSeq and is a predicted model, not a curated record. Bases 1 to 3414 code for a protein of 1137 amino acids.